UGUAUGCUCCCCCGUCCGCCUAGGAUGGGCUUCUUCGAUGACGUGAACCCGCGCAUGCGCAGCACGGCGGGCCAGACGCUGAAGAUCUCGUGCGACACCGGGUUCGUGCCGUCACCCUCUGACGUCAUGACCUGUCGGGCCGACGGCACCUGGACGGAGGUGUCCUGCGUCGAGGAGGGCGAGGCCUGCUAUGGAGAGGAGGAAACCGUCUUCUUUAACUUUGACCGACUUGGCCUGUGCGACCUCCCUCCCGUGCCGUUAUUUGGGUACUUUGUCGGAGUGAACCCCGCCGACACCUACGCGCUGGGAGACGCCCUGACUGUGGAGUGUAACGCCGGGUACCUCGCCGUGCCUUCUAACGUCAUCACCUGCCAGGCGGACGGGUCAUGGGGGCCCACUGUCAGCUGUUUCGAUGCUGACGCUCUCAUGGCUGGACCAGUGAUGAUGGACAUGGCUUUUGAAGAAGCCAAGCCAGACGAGGUGACCCCUCCCCCACUGGUGGUACCUGACAAGAUGUGCGCUUUCCCCAUUACACCUGCGUUCGGACACAUGCAGGUGAGCGGUAUCAACAUCGGCGCCACCGCUACCUUCUGGUGCGACGCAGGGUUCUCACUGACCGGUGCAGGCACCAUUCACUGCGAAGACAAGGGGCAGGCUACAGGGUCCUGGUCGGAUCUGUACCCUCGCUGUACCCGAGGAAACGACGAGGUGGUCACCCUCCAGACUCCCCCCAACAAGGUCUGCGCUUUCCCCAUCACUCCUGCACAUGGGCACAUGACGGUUACAGGCACUAACAUCGGUGCCACGGCCACGUUCAGCUGCGAUCCAGGCUUUACUCUGACCGGUGCAGGCACCAUUCACUGUGAAGACCAGGGGCGGCCUAUGGGGUCCUGGUCUGAUCUGUACCCUCGUUGCACCCCGGCUGCUGACCAAGCUUUUGGAGGUGCCGAGGACGAGGUGAUAUUUUUGCCGCCAAUCCAGACCCUUCCCCCCAACAAGGUCUGCGCUUUCCCCAUCACACCUGCACACGGACACAUGACGGUUACAGGCACUAACAUCGGCGCCACGGCCACCUUCAGCUGUGACCCGGGGUUUACCCUGACCGGUGCAGGCACCAUUCACUGUGAAGACCAGGGGCGGCCUAUGGGGUCCUGGUCUGAUCUGUACCCUCGUUGCACCCCGGCUGCUGACCAAGCUUUUGGAGGUGCCGAGGACGAGGUGAUAUUUUUGCCGCCAAUCCAGACCCUUCCCCCCAACAAGGUCUGCGCCUUCCCCAUCACACCUGCACACGGACACAUGACGGUUACAGGCACUAACAUCGGCGCCACGGCCACCUUCAGCUGCGACCCUGGGUUUACACUGACCGGUGCAGGCACCAUUCACUGUGAAGACCAGGGGCGGCCUAUGGGGUCCUGGUCUGAUCUGUACCCACGUUGCACCCCGGCUGCUGACCAAGCUUUUGGAGGUGCUGAGGACGAGGUGAUAUUUUUGCCGCCACUCCAGACCCUUGCCCCCAACAAAGUGUGCGCCUUCCCCAUCGUCCCUGCAAACGGACACAUGACGGUUACCGGCACCAACAUCGGCGCCACGGCCACCUUCUGGUGCGACGCAGGAUUCUCAAUGACCGGUGCAGGCACCAUUCACUGUGAAGACAAGGGGCUGGUCACUGGGUCUUGGUCUGACCUGUACCCACGUUGCACCGCAUCUGAACAAGCCUUUGCAGGCGGACAGGAAGAGAUCACCUUCGUCCCUGAGGAGCAGGUUACCUGCGCGCUGCCCUCCCCUCCCCUGUACGGGUACUUCCUCCUGCUGAACCCCCCCGCCGUCUCCGCAGUGGGCGAGUCCGUCGUCAUCGAGUGCGACACUGGUUACGUCACUUCCCCCUCCAACACCAUCACCUGCCUGGAGGACGGGACGUGGGGACCGACCGUCAGCUGCGUCAAUGAAGACUCUAUCAACCAAGCAUUCGGAGGUGGAGACGAGGUUGUCACUGCCCCUCCACUUGUGGUACCUGACAAGGUGUGCAUGUUCCCCAUCACACCUAUGCACGGACACAUGCAGGUUAGCGGCAUGAAGAUCGGAGACACGGCCACCUUCUGGUGCGACGCUGGCUUCUCACUGAUCGGUGCAGGCACCAUUCACUGUCAAGACAAGGGGCAGUCGACUGGAUCCUGGUCCGACUCCUUCCCUUACUGCGCCGCCGAUGCAGCCUUUACCGGUGACGAUGAGGUGUUCACCCAGCCUGGUUGCCGGGACCCUGACAUGGGAGACCGGCUGUACCUGGUGGGGCAGUCCUGGGGCAAGCACGUUCGCGGCGUCACCUACAGCUGCGAGUGCGAGGCCGACCAGCAGUUCUCCUGCAGGGAGGGGUCAGGCAUCGACUGGGCAGCCCUUGGAUUUGACCUUCAGCACCCCCCACAGGCUCAGGCCUUCUCAGCUGGUUCCCCGAUAGCAGUAGAGGCGACCUCGGGAUGCUUCGACCCGGACAUGGGCCACUCGUUCGAAACCGGGAGCCGCUGGGCCAAGGCGGUGUCCGGAGAGAUCCAGGUGUGCGAGUGCCAGGCCGCCGGGCGCGGGGGACAGCGGCUAUCCUGUCAUCUGGCGGGAGACGCCCAGGUCAGGUCCGGUCCUCUGCAGCUGGAGGCCUGCUAUGACGAGGAGACCGGACAGGCCUACCUGAUCGGGCAGCACUGGAUCGAGGGCCGACUGAACAAGGUCUGCCACUGCGUCCCUGGCGACAACAUCGUCUGCCAAUAGAACACAAACCCCCAAACAUCGACACAGAUCUCCGCUUUACAAAGAGCGGUUUGUAUCUGCUGUAUCUGUACCUGUAUCGGUAUAGCCAGUAUAACCGCCCUUCGGCGUAACACACCACAAAUCGACCCCGUUUCCGUCGUAAAAGUGACGUGACGCUAAAUUAUGAUCAGUUAAUAUGAAAUCGCAGUUCGGAGUGUGACUGUAAGGACGCCUACCGGUUUCUUUACAAACUGCAACUGACGUGAACGUAUAUUAUUGAAUCAUGGCACCAGAAAUAGAGAAUGCAAAAGUCCUGUAUAAUGAAUUGACCUCCAGAAAUAAAAUCUUGAUGUGAACAGCU
Molecule: messenger RNA, 3097 nt
Organism: Branchiostoma belcheri (Belcher's lancelet)
Lineage: Eukaryota; Metazoa; Chordata; Leptocardii; Amphioxiformes; Branchiostomatidae
Product: sushi, von Willebrand factor type A, EGF and pentraxin domain-containing protein 1-like
Exons: 26
Coding region: 4-2757 (917 amino acids)
Source: RefSeq, a predicted model, not a curated record